UAGAGAGAAAAACCAUUGUGGUUUGUAGCCUUAGUAACUAGUUCGAGUCCAUGCUUGUAGACGGACGACGCGGGCAGUAUAAAUGUACAGAACGUCGUUGGGCUCCUCACUAUUAACCCGUCUGCAAUCCAAUGCCUGAAUCUACCACACCCUUGCACAUGAGCUCGCACUUUAGCCUCUUCGAGGACGAUUGCGUCGAGUCAGAUGCCACCAAUAGUGCCACUGACCCAGAAGACGAGCACACACUUACUACUUUGGGUGAACCCUCCCUCAGCCAAGAAGAAGAAACGCUUGGCUGGGUUCCAAAUGACAUUCAUCACCUUAAUUGUUUAUGUUUGAAGGCGAAGUAUAGGAGUGCCCAGGACAGUCCACAGCAUUCGGCUAGAAAAUUCUGGGACCCAUUGACGUGUUCACUGGGUUCGACUUCUUUCCCACCUGCUGAGUAUUUCAAAAGAUACCGCUUGCAACGUGCUGAAAAAUUUCAGCAUGCACAAGCAGCAGCUGCCGAGGCAGAAACCCGAUCUCGUGCAGCUGACUCAGGAGAGUCAACCUCUAAUCACUCGAUUGCUUCAUACGAUUACGAAUCGGAACAAUUGGUUUCUGAAGCCCCUGAACCAGUCGAGGAAUGGAGGCCUCUGAGACCCGAAAGUCCGAAGUGAGAUGUUGAUGAUUGAAUGUAUGUAGUUGUAGUAUUAUAUGUUGUGCAUGGAGACCCUUUCAUUGUAAAUGUAAACCGGGGGCCCAUUGCGAGAAACAUAGAUGGAUUGUGUAAUCCUCUUGGCCUGCUUGGUAGCUGGAGGAGAUGAUAAGUACUAGUGGUAUUUCGGUUGAACGUCAACAGUUUGUACAGCCACACCAGAUCGGAUAUCAGACGCUGGAACACACGUU
Molecule: messenger RNA, 888 nt
Organism: Suillus plorans
Lineage: Eukaryota; Fungi; Basidiomycota; Agaricomycetes; Boletales; Suillaceae
Exons: 3
Coding region: 132-659 (175 amino acids)
Source: RefSeq, a predicted model, not a curated record